AAUCCCUUGGUUAUCAGCGUAAUCAUAUCGCCGUUUAUCUCUGAACCUCUGCUGCUUACCGGACACUACCUGGCCCUGCUCUUUCACCCCAGCAUUGCUCACUUGUAUGUCACUAAAGUGUCUGCAAAUGAAUGUGACAGACCGCGUUAUUUUUCUUAACUUUCUGACUGGUAGCAUUUGUGGUCACUCCCUGAAAAUGGGGUAAACCACCCUUAUGCCUCAAAGAGUGACUUAAAUGGAACGUAAUGCAAAAAUUACUAAAAGAACGACGUGUGUCACGCGCUAAAGGGGGAGAGCCGGAGAACGGGAACUUCGGGUGGGAAAUCUGCAGGUAAAAAAAAAACAAUACAGUCGAACCUCGUUACUACGUACCCCGGAUACAACGUUUUCACCUUUUCGACGUACAGGUUUCUAAUUCCCGUUUUUAGCCUAUGUAUUAUUCCAAUAGCAGCCAUUGUUUACAGCGUACACCCUUACAGCGUAAACUUCGAUACAACAUCCAAAUUUCUAGAGAAAAUACGAAAACUAACCAUCGUUACAACGUACAGCGCUCUCCCCGCCCACCACAACUUGUGUGUCGCUACAUCUACCUGUAUCUACCUGACCUGUAUCUACCUGCACAUUUGUCUAUUGCGUUGCUUGGCGUUAAAUGAGUUGCCUUGACUGAUCGUUACUGGACUGCGUCGUAAUGGCUUGUUAAGUGUUGUGUGCGUAUUCUUUGUUUAUUAAACCUUGUGAAAUACCGGUCAUGUCGGUAAUUGCGAAUUCAGAAUAAUAAUGGAAGUAAAGGAUUUUAUGAUUUAAUUUAAGCAAUAUUUCAUUAAUAUUUUCAGGCAAAAUGCCAAUUUGGAUGCGAAUGUUUAUUUUAAAAAUCCAUUUUGACCAGCCGUUAUGUAUUUUCGUUGCCGUUUAUCGCCGGCCGGCACUAAGUAAUCGUGAGUAAUUUAAGGAAAAUUUCAAGGAUCCAAAUGAGCUUUGUCGAAUUAUUUAACAAGUAAUAAUGUGUUCGUUUGUUUUGUUUGUUUUUAAGGGUCUGUUCUAUUAAAGUUUUAUCAUUUACAUGGAUAUUUCGUGAGUUCUUUCAUCCAUCUUGCACUAAGUGGUUACAACGUUCUAUGCUUAUAACGUACAUGUUUUUGAUAUCCUGUCUUGUACGUAGUAACGAGGUUCGACUGUAUAUAGCACAUACUGCCAUCUGCUGUCCUCAGGGCAGAUUACAGUAUUUCCAGCAUUUAAACACGCUCCCCUAACCUGUUAUUGUUUUCUUCAGAGAUAAUAAUGGUAUCAAAUAAUUACAGUUAAAGUUAUUUAACUAUAAAAAUGACAUAGUUUUGAAGUGGUAGAAUGGAAUAAUUAACUAGUUCUGUUCAUGGUGUCCUUUGACUUGACAUGGACAUAACAGAAGUGUAUGUAUCCUGUGGAACUUCGAGUUCCGGAGAGGUUCUGAAGAGGAAAACUCAGGAUAAGUCUGGAGAUUAUCCUCAUCCCUCACGUUACCUAAAGGGGACCAAUGUGUCACAUCCACGGCUGUCGUCAUCAUUUCCACCAUAUUGGAGAAAUAAGUUGGAGAAUGAGAGGAGUGGAAAGUGGAGCAUAAGCGGACGUGAUCAAAUGCCGUGCAUAGCAGAAAAAACAGCUUAAGAAGCGUACCGUGGGGUGGAUGCGUGUACGGAGGCGCGGCACCGGCGCCGUAGUCGCAGGGGGGAGGCAGGGGUACCCGUGUGCGUGAUCGGCAGCAGGGAGAGGACUCGGGAGUCCCUGUGCGGCUGCGGACCAUGACUUCCCUAACGCAGCGCAGCUCCGGCCUGGUGCAGCGGCGCACCGAGGCGUCUCGGAACGCCGCCGCCGACAAGGAGCCCGACUCCGCGGACGAGGAGAACGGACCGCGCCGCGGGGACGAGCAGGACAGCGACGACGGCGGGGACGCCAAAGAAACGCGGCUGACGCUCAUGGAGGAGGUGCUGCUCCUGGGCCUCAAGGACCGAGAGGGAUACACGUCCUUCUGGAACGAUUGCAUGUCGUCGGGGCUCCGCGGCUGCAUGCUCAUCGAGCUGGCUCUCCGGGGCCGCGUGCAGCUGGAGGCCAAUGGCAUGAGAAGGAAGGGUCUGCUAGCCAGGAAGGUGAUCUGCAAAUCCGACGCUCCGACGGGGGAUGUCUUGCUGGAUGAAGCUCUGAAGCACAUUAAAGAGACUCAGCCACCUGAAACGGUGCAGAGAUGGAUCGAGCUGCUCAGCGGCGAGACAUGGAACCCCCUAAAACUCCACUACCAGCUGAGGAAUGUGCGAGAACGGCUGGCCAAGAACCUGGUGGAGAAAGGCGUGCUCACCACAGAGAAGCAGAACUUCCUGCUCUUCGACAUGACCACGCACCCGCUGACCAACUGCGACAUAAAGCAGCGGCUUAUCAGGAAGCUGCAGGAGGCCGUGCUGGACAAGUGGGUGAACGACCCCCACCGGAUGGACAAGCGGAUGCUAGCCCUCAUCUUCUUGGCCCACUCAUCUGACGUGCUGGAGAAUGCCUUCGCCCCGCUGCUGGAUGACCAGUACGACCUGGCCAUGAAGAGGGUUCGGCACCUCUUGGACUUGGAGCCCGAAGGGGAGAGCAUGAAGGCUAAUGCUAAUGAGCUUCUCUGGGCCGUUGUGGCCGCUUUUACCAAAUGAACAAGGAGAAACUCGGACAGGUGUGAACAGGCGGGACCUCUUGGUUCUCAUCUGCCAUUCUGUUGGUUUGUUUGCAUCGCUGACAUGUUCUCACCUACCCCCCCUCCGCGACAGAGCCUCGCCGUUUCACUGCGGCAUCUUAACGUUUAACCCCUAAUCAUGCUGCUCUUAUGAAUCUGGAAAGAGUCCCGUGAGUCUUGAAUACGUACCAUAAGGAUUUUUGCACAAAGUUACAACUAAAAAAGUUCCGGCUCGGAAGAUUCGCCCUCGUCCAGAAGACAUCUGUCGAUUUUUCUUUAGGAUAAUGUUUUUGUUCGCAGUACACUGGGACAUGAAGGUUGUACACAAAAUGAUGCACCCUUUAAAUGAUAUGUCUCUGUUCCUUGAUGUCAUGCAUGAUGUGGCCUUUGGGUUUCCAGAUGUGCACAUUGCUAAUGUAUGAUCCUCGGUGUGGAUUUCACCUUUCGCUCAUAACUGGAUUGAUUUUUUUGGUGAAAACUAGAUUGUUGGCAGAUCUGACCUCUACUUCUUCUGAGAAUAACAGUUCUCCUGAGUCCAAAUGCAAACCGAAUGUUUUUUCCCCCCGUCUUAUUUAUUUUUAUGUAUAACCUCCUUAACUUGGAGGCUAAGAAGAUCAUGUGACCUCAUGCCAUCUUAAAGUGGAAUAAAUGGGUUCCUUAACAAAUGGGCAUCUUAACAUGCUCCUGUAUAGCUGAAUACCCCAUGAGAGUUUCCUUGGGGGGAGGUUUUCUGGGAGAGCGUUGUGAUCAAUAGCCAACCCCCCAGGCUAUUAAAUUAAUAUGUAUUUAUAAAUAUCAAGCUCUUACUGUGAUUACAAAGACAUGUUCAACUCCUUCAGCUACUUGAAGGAGUUGCAUAAAUGCUUUUAGCACUUAAGUGGAUGCCAGGAGUCAGUAUAUAUAUAUAUAUAUAUAUAUAUAAUUUUAUUAUUCUUCCACUCUGGAGACAUGAACCCCCCCCCCACUCUUUUAACAUCCCUUUAUAAUUUAAUCCACAAUGGUGUGGAGGCCAACCACAGGUUUCAUUGUGUUUUUUUGAUAUCUUAGUUUUCAUGUCUUUUCCUGGCUGAGAUGAAGGUUAUAGAACGAUAAACCUGCAGUGGAUGGAACUAUUGACUAUUCAGUUAAGGUAAAACUAUAUAGAUUGCACAUUUGUCACUGUAGGAUGCAAGUUUGGGGUUCAAAAUGCCUCUCAUUUAUUUUGUGUACGUUUGUUUUUAAUACACUG
This is a messenger RNA of Brienomyrus brachyistius, 3908 nucleotides long. Its product is annotated as Golgi phosphoprotein 3-like. Gene Ontology annotation, cellular component: cytosol; trans-Golgi network; Golgi cisterna. Gene Ontology annotation, molecular function: phosphatidylinositol-4-phosphate binding. Gene Ontology annotation, biological process: Golgi organization; retrograde vesicle-mediated transport, Golgi to endoplasmic reticulum; Golgi vesicle budding. The transcript is spliced from 5 exons. The record is from RefSeq and is a predicted model, not a curated record. The coding region runs from base 1776 to 2660 and encodes 294 amino acids. Lineage: Eukaryota; Metazoa; Chordata; Actinopteri; Osteoglossiformes; Mormyridae.